AUGGACCUGUGUGAACACCAGGAGAAGCACUUCCUUGUCGUAGUUGACUACUACUCUCGCUUUAUCGAAAUCCUUCACCUGCCAUCGACCACCAGCAGAAGUGUAAUCCUGAAGUUGCAGUCAGUAUUCGCACGGUUCGGAAUUCCAAAAGAAGUAGUAAGUGACAAUGGACCGCAGUUCUCAUCCAAGGACUUCAAAGACUUUAGUGAAAGUUACGGAUUUUCACACACUACGAGCAGUCCUCGAUUCCCUCAGGCCAAUGGUGAAGCUGAAAGAGCUGUCCAAACAGCUAAACGUAUCCUGAAACAGAGUGACCUCACUCUAGCCCUGUUGAACUAUCGCUCAACUCCUAUUGAAGCCACUGGAUAUAGCCCUGUUCAAUAUCUCAUGGGAAGACAACUGAGAACCAAACUUCCUUCCCUGCAGCAGAAACUGUAUCCAGGGAAAGCAGAUCCUGUACAAGUGCAAGAGUCAGACAAAGCAGCCAAGAAUGCCUACAGGUACCACUAUGACAAACGCCACUCUGCAAGACCGCUCCCAGAACAUAAGCCUGGCGACAAAGUCAAAGUAAAACUGGAUAUACAGAAAGACUGGAACUAUCCCGGUGUGGUGGAGAAAAACUGUACUACUCCACGCUCUUAUCUCGUUGCUACAUGA
Molecule: messenger RNA, 657 nt
Organism: Gigantopelta aegis
Lineage: Eukaryota; Metazoa; Mollusca; Gastropoda; Neomphalida; Peltospiridae
Exons: 1
Coding region: 1-657 (218 amino acids)
Biological process (GO): DNA integration
Molecular function (GO): nucleic acid binding
Source: RefSeq, a predicted model, not a curated record